AUGCGGCAGUUCGCUUAUCGGACGAUGCGGACAGCAACAGCCUCGCUGGCCGCCAACACGACGCUGACCCCGGUGCGAAACUGCUAUGACAGCAGCCGUGUGGAGCGUGGCGACGCCGCUGCCGCCGCGGCCUCAUCCUCCUCCCCCUCCGUGCCGUCCAGGCGUUCCUCAGCGCCGCCGCGCCACGCACGCCCCGUCGGCGGCCGCGGUCCCGUCAAGGACCGUUUUCCGCCCGUGCCCACCGACCUCGCCGACCCGCGACGCCGCCUCGCCGUUCUCGUGGACGGCUCGAACCCCAACCUCAUCCCCGGCGGCUGCACCACAGUGGAUCAGGUGUACCGCACGAGUGCCCUCUUCACCAUGGUGCUGCCGGCUGUGCUGCAGGUCGGUGUUCCAGUGCUGCUCCGCGUCUUUGCGCACCAGCUGCCCGCUGUUUGGGAGCCGCUCCUGGCAGGCAGCAGCAGCGCCACGCAAGGCGGCAGCGCCUCUGCCAGCCAUCACACACCGACCGACGGUGCCGGACAGUCGAUCUCACUCGUCCCGCUCCCUCUCCAACCGUCGUCGUCAACAUCGUCGUCCACCGCGGACGCCGUCAUUGUGCCGCAGGUGCAGUUCGAGUACUUCCGGGUGGAGCGCUUCAUCCCCGUAGCGAUGCAGAUGGAGGCGGACGCGCGCCACCUCUACGAGUUCCGCCACACAAACAAGGUGGAGGGGGUCUGCUACGUCUGCCACGAAGUCGACCGUGCCAUGUUCAUCUCACUCAUGGAAGAGCAGCGGACGGGGUCGGUCGAGCUGGAGGAGCUGCUGCGCGAGAUUCACGGCAAGGGCCGGAGGGCCGAAGCCAAAGAAGAAAAGGCGACUGCGGCGGCCUUCUUCAACCAGUACGUGCUGGAUGAGCUGGGCAUGGCUGGGGAGCUGCUGGCGGACUCGCGAUCGAAGAGCGGCGCGUGA
Messenger RNA from Leishmania major strain Friedlin, 951 nucleotides. RefSeq lists its product as hypothetical. NCBI's taxonomy places the organism in Eukaryota, Euglenozoa, Kinetoplastea, Trypanosomatida, Trypanosomatidae. The record is from RefSeq and is a predicted model, not a curated record. Bases 1 to 951 code for a protein of 316 amino acids. The transcript has a single exon.